UUCACACCAUGCUACUCCUCCCUCCAUUUUAGGAAAGUAAAAGUAAAUCCCCCAAUCCCUUCAUUUUUCUUGCAGCCACAUAAAAGCUAAGUUUUCUAGGAUUGAACAAACAACAGCCAAAAAAGGAGAUUUUAAGGUCAAUGUUUUUUCCCACUGUUAAACAAAGUGAAAAAAGAAAAAAAAAAUUUAAAAAUCACCCCCUCUCCUUUUUCAGUCUACAACCUCAAUUUCCCAUACAAUUUUCACCUACCCUUUAUUUAUGGUAAAUGCCCAAACCCUAUUUCCUUCCCUUCAUGCUCAAUCAUUGCUAUUUCCUCUGUUGGUUAAUUUCUCCAACCCUAGCUUAGAUCCUCUCUCCCUCCCUCUCUCUCUCUCUCUCUAGAGAAGAUCACUAAAUCAUGGAUCCGAUCACUCAAGAAAUGCUCUCAUCAAGCGGAGAAAUCAACACCUUCACCAUCACCACCACCUCCUCCUCGCCCUCGUCCUCCUCCUCGUCCUCAUCCGUCGCGGGCGCCAUGAUGGGCCCCGCAGCCGGGUCCUCCGCCACGACCCUGAGCCGAUACGAGAACCAGAAGCGUCGCGACUGGAACACGUUCGGGCAGUACCUCCGCAACCACCGGCCGCCGCUCUCCCUCGGCCUCUGCAGCGGCGCACACGUCCUCGAAUUCCUCCGCUACCUCGACCAGUUCGGUAAGACCAAAGUCCACACGCAACUCUGCCCCUUCUUCGGCCACCCCAACCCCCCCUCCCCCUGCCCCUGCCCCCUCCGCCAGGCCUGGGGCAGCCUUGACGCCCUCAUAGGCCGCCUCAGAGCCGCCUAUGAGGAAAACGGGGGCAAGCCCGAGGCCAAUCCCUUUGCGGCCAGGGCUGUCCGCCUCUACCUCCGCGAGGUAAGAGACUCGCAGUCCAAGGCCAGGGGGAUCAGCUACGAGAAGAAGAAGCGCAAGCGGCCCCCGCCACAGCCCUCCUCGUUGCCUCCCCCUGACCGAGGGAUUUGAUUAGCAUAUUAUUGCAUGGGAUCAUCCUUCUUUUAAAAUCUACUAUCGUUUUAAGUCAAUGAUGCAUCAUCUAUUUAAGGUACCCUAACUUUUUUCCCUAUCCUUAAUUCUUACUACAAGAUUGUUGUUGUUUUUGCUGUAUUCUGCUAUUUUUAGUAUGAACAUUCGUUAGAUUUUAUGGGGUUUAAUUAGUUGAUGAUGAAA
Molecule: messenger RNA, 1202 nt
Organism: Salvia splendens (bonfire salvia)
Lineage: Eukaryota; Viridiplantae; Streptophyta; Magnoliopsida; Lamiales; Lamiaceae
Product: protein LIGHT-DEPENDENT SHORT HYPOCOTYLS 4
Exons: 1
Coding region: 399-998 (199 amino acids)
Biological process (GO): mRNA transcription; response to light stimulus
Cellular component (GO): nucleus
Source: RefSeq, a predicted model, not a curated record